Molecule: messenger RNA, 4362 nt
Organism: Sungouiella intermedia
Lineage: Eukaryota; Fungi; Ascomycota; Pichiomycetes; Serinales; Metschnikowiaceae
Source: the annotation of a GenBank genome assembly
AUGGUCAAUGCCCACUACAGCACUUCGUCCAGCGUCUACUCGCCAAUAGAGAGCGAGUAUAAAUUCCAUGUACCCACGGCCAGCCAUGCCAUCAUCGAGGAAACUGAUGAGGACGAGGAGGAAUUAGCGUCGGAUUACUCCGCCAGCAUUCACUCCGCCAGCAUCCAUUCAUCUGUCCAGAAUCUCCGGCGAAAAUCUUCUCUGGAGCUUUUCGGCUCAGAAUAUAUUCAGUCAGAUGCCAGCAUCCAUUCGUCGACGCGAAUGCCCGAGCUUUCAAACCAGACAUUCAAUACAUACGUCACCGCAAAUGGUUCAAGUCCAAGCUUCACCUCCAUCAACAACUCGCUUCUAAAAACGCAGUCUUCCGAGCUGUCGCAUUACGGUACGUACUCUGGCGAGGUAGACAACGAUGAGACCCCACGAAUCGAUUCCUCUGGCAGGUACUUCAACGAUGUCGUGGACAAGACACCAUUGAUCGGCAGCUUUCCUCUCGAGGACACUCCCUUAAUCUCUUCAACUGGGUAUAGAGAAGAUGCGCUCGAACCUCUGGGCAUGGAGCCUGAAGAACCUCUCAUGCUGCAUCUGAAGUCAUCUGCAUCGGAUUUGGCACUGAAGUUUCAGAGACUCUCCGUGACAUUACAACACUCCGGCCUGAACAUCUCGCAGCAGUCCUAUAACUUUCAGACUAACUUCCAGCUGAACGUACAGAGAGCAAAUUCUGUCAAAGCUCCACUGGCUUCCAGAACCAGCGUAUAUUAUAAGAAAAUUCACUCAAAGCCCUCUGACGACGACAGCAACAGUCAUACUCCACUGGGCGCUCACUCUGGAACUCCGGGAGACUCUCACUCUGUUUUGAGUGGUGCUAGUUCUGAUAAUACUCGCCGAAGAAGCCAACAGAGCUUUUCUGGUGGUGGAGCCAGCGACGAAACAGCCGUUCACCAUGGUUUGCAUGGGCGUAAUGAUCUGUUCAGAAAGUCUGUUUCCAGACCGCAAUCCAUGGAUGGUGGUUUGAAUAUAUCCUUCCACAAUACUUCUGAGCAGACUGCUAAUAAUACCACAGAGGACCUUACUGCCAACAUGGCAACCUCCAACUCUACUGACAUCUCCUCAAGAUAUUCAACGGCCCUCAGCACAGAAUCAACCAGGGAGGACAUGUCUGUUCUAUUCAUCCGUGCACUUCACUCUUUUGAUUCUACCGAGUCUCAACUAGAGUCUGACAGCUCGGUAUGUUUGUCUUUCGAAAAGGGUGAAAUUGCAUUUGUUCAUACCAUAGAUGACUCAGGCUGGGGUGAAGUCACCUUAGUCGACUCUUUAGACAGAGGAUGGAUUCCCAUGAACUAUUUCGCUUUGGCUGUCACGACUGCGGCUAGUAGUUCCGAUGAAGAGAACAUGCUGUCCUUACACUACUCUCGCUACUUGUGUCCACUUUUACAUGCUUGCGGAAAGUUUCUUUCGAACCCAUUAUCGCAUUCGUCUCGAAACGGAACUAUGACAUUUUCUAUUCGUACUGUCAAUGCUGUUCGUGAUGGAGUGCGUGUGUUGCUUCAAGAAACCGAUUGUUUAUCAAGAUCUAAUGAGAUUGUCAUCAAGAAACCAGUGGUGAGGAAGGCACGGAAGUCUUUACUUUCAGAUUGGUACACCUUAAUGGUUCGUGCAAAUGAAUAUAAGGGCACAUCCAAUUUUGAAAAAAUUGAGAUCUUGCAAUUGUUGAUACUUCAGGUGAUCAGAAGGGCUACAACUUUUUUCGAGGUAUGGGCCGCAGAAAGUAGCGAAAUCAUUAAAAGAGAAACAGAAAUGAAAUUGCAGAACGACAUGAAUUCAUAUCCUCUUUUACCCGCUCCUCCGUUAGCAAAGCUGAGAGUCACAGAAAUCAAUGGCACUCUUUAUUCAUAUUUAUCAUUGAUUAUUGGUCGAUUAGACUUGAUUGAACACAACCCUACUGGUUGUGACUUGCUCGAGACUAUUACCCACCAUAUUAUCCUACUUUUGCGAGAGCUUUUGUUUGUUUCCAAAACAGGGUCGGACUAUUCUUUGGAGAAACCAGCUGAUUUAGAUGGCUCUUUGGAUGCACUUUUAUCCCUCGUGAGCGAAUUGGUUACUGUCGUCAAGAGUUUGGUUAUUUCUACCGUGAGCGAAGGGGAUAGAUCAAUUAAUAAGAGAGGAGCUCAAGACACUGGCGUAUACACAUACACCGAGGAAGGCCAAAAUCUCAUUGUUGUAGCCUCGAAGAUGAUCAAGGCAACUGGAAGUACCGUUGCGUCGAUUCGAAAACUCUUUGAGUCUAUUGGUGAUUUCAGAUUGAGCUCUGAAAGAUCUUAUCCUGACUACACCGAAAUGAGAAUCGAGCCAGAAGUGUUUAUCCUGAAGUGCUCCGUUGGCAUGGUGAAAUCUCAUUCAUUGAAGAACCACGAUUUAAGAACCAUGAAGCUGAACAACCCCAAAAAGUCCAAUAGAUACUCCAUGUUCAGAUCGGGAAAGGCCGGUGAUCUUGGAAUCACUCCAAAUGGUGUUAACUAUAUGCAUAAGGUGAUGAUUGUGGAUUCGGGAGAAGAUUCAGUUCCAUUUAGUCUGGAAUUCAAGGAUUACAUGAGCAAUCCAGAAGAUAAAGUGGAAAAUGAGACAUAUACGAUCAGGGAUGAACUAUUGAUUGAUGCCACGGGUAACUUCUUGGGUGCUUCGUUUAAGGGCUUGGUUUAUACUUUGACCAACGAAAGCUCCCCACCAGAAUACUUCUUUGUUUCCACAUUUUUCAUCUGUUUCAGAAAUUUCGGAUCUGGCAUUGAUCUAGCGGAAUUGUUGAUUGACCGUUUUGAUUCGGCCAAUUUGAAAACAAAAAUAACAGACAAGCCGGACCCCCAACUGGAUAUGAAGCUCAAGAGUAGAAGAAGAUUGGUGUGCAAGAUGUUCCAAAUCUGGAUGGAAUCUUAUUGGGUACAUGAAGCGGAUAUUUCCCUUCUUUCUACACUCGUUAAUUUCUACAAUGAAGGUGUCUACAAGCACUUGCCGAUCGAGGCAAUGAAGUUAAUUGAAAUUGCCGCCAGGCUCUUGACCAGUGAUUUGAACAAUGGUAAGGAACAGCUUGUUGUUAGAAAUAUCACGCUUGCUAAAAUCCAGAGAAAGAAUUCGUUCUUGAGCAAAAGGUCUUCUGAUGCGUCGUUGAGUUCACGGUACUCAAUGGUCGAUGGGUACGAGCUUUCCAAGAUCAACACCAACAGUUCCGUAACCAGCUCAUUGAAAUCAAUUACAUUACCCAUGCCUCUUGGAAUCAGUGGGCUGACUUCAUCAAGUUCUUUGUUGACCAAGGGCCAAGUUUCAACCAUUGAGAAUGUUGUGGUGACAUACAGAGCAAUUUUAAACGAGAAUUGGUGUCCUCAGGCUUAUGUUGACACUAAAACGUUUAUUUCUAUGGGCUUGCAGCAGAUUUUGCCAAGGUGGUUUGUUCUCUGUGAACAAAGUUGGGUGUUAUCGAACUAUAGAACAAACUUGUUAGAUUUCAAUGGAUUGGAGCUCGCUAGACAACUCACACUCAUUGAAUCAGAAAUCUUUUGUGCCAUUAAACCAGACGAGCUCUUGAACGGGAACUUUACAUCCAAGAAAGCGCAUUUGAAGGUUGCACCCAACGUGAGACUUUCUUUGUUGUUUACCAAUUGUUUAUCUGAUUAUGUUUUGGAAUCUGUGUUACAACCAGAUAUCAAUCAGAAACUCAGAGUUAAUAUUGUCAAAACCUGGUUAAAGGUUGCGAUCUCAUGUCUUUAUUUAAGAAACUUCAACUCAUUGGCUGCCAUCAUUACUUCUUUGCAAUCGCACUUGGUCACCAGAUUGAGUAGGGUGUGGAGUGAUCUUUCCGAGAAGUAUACAGAGCUUUAUGACUAUUUGAGCAGUGUUGUACAUCCUGAGAAGAAUUACAGUGUUUAUCGAGCUAAAUUGAAGAGCUUUCUUUUGUCCAAUGAUUACAACAUUCCGGUUGUUCCAUACUUCUCCUUGUUUCUUCAGGAUUUGACAUUCAUUACAGAUGGAAAUCCAAAUUUCAGAAAGGCUAACACUUUUUUGAACCAGAAGUUGAUUAAUAUUGACAAGUAUCUCAAGAUCACUAGAAUCAUUGCUGACAUUGAGAGUUUGCAAAUUCCGUACACUUCUCCUUCAGGAAAGCGAAGAAACAGUACAAUUUUCAACAAGGGCAAUGGGUCGGCGUUAAAUGAGGAAUACUCCAUUGCACCCGUCGCUUGCUUGCAAGAAUUGAUUUUAUUGGAGUUAUGGAAGAUUUCUGAAUUGAACAGGAAGGAGGAGGAUAGAGCAUGGAAAUUGAGCUGUCACAUUCAGCCUAGAGACACUCCUCGAGUUAAUUCUUAUCAGGAGGACUAG